Messenger RNA from Emiliania huxleyi CCMP1516, 790 nucleotides. RefSeq lists its product as hypothetical. Gene Ontology annotation, molecular function: protein binding. Lineage: Eukaryota; Haptophyta; Isochrysidales; Noelaerhabdaceae. The transcript is spliced from 3 exons. The annotation marks the transcript as partial. The record is from RefSeq and is a predicted model, not a curated record.
AUGGAUGACGUCUGGUCCAUCUUUGGGGACCCUCCUCCCACGUCUCCGGUCGGCACAGCCGGAUGCGCACCCGCACCAGCUGUGCCCGCCACCGCCGCCAGUAGCAAGCGCAACGCUCUCGCGCCAUUCGCGGAUGCCAAUGGCGAUCAGGUCGUUGUCCCGCCCCGGCUGACCGCUGCCGCCGACGUCAACACCGCCGACGCGCUCUGUGUGUGGCCCGAGCACCCUCCGCGUGUGGUCGGCCCGAUUGCGGUGCGGCAGAUCCCGGGGUCGGGCCGCGGCUUCGUGGCGGCUCGCGACAUCUCGCCCGGCCAAGUCCUGAUAUGGGAGCAGCCCUUUGUGCCCUGGCCGUCAGCCGAACACGAGCCGCUCUCGCUGUUGCAGUCCGUGCUCCGGCGCAGCGCGGUGGAGCGACGGGUCGCCCUGGCCGCGCUCUCGCGGCUGCACCCGAUGGAGCUGCGCAGCGUGUCUGCCUUUGACCGGCCGCGCCUGGAGGAGGAGCACUGCGCGUGCGUCGACGCGCUGCUGCAGGAGCCGGGCGCGGCCGACCUCGGCGGCGAGGGCAGGAGGGCAGGACUUCACGGCGGCGGGCUCGGCGACGAGGGCAGGCGGGCCGAGCUGCUGCGGCUUUGCCUCGUGUGCCGCUGGAACGCGUUCGCCUCGGGCCUGUUCCUGCACCAGUCCAUCUUCAACCACGCGCCCUCGCGACGCGCCAACGCCGACAAGGCCGCGCUGCGUGCCGGCGGCACGCUGACGAGCGUCGUGCGAGCCACGCGGCACAUCGCUCAGG